This is a messenger RNA of Aspergillus niger, 264 nucleotides long. RefSeq lists its product as uncharacterized. Gene Ontology annotation, cellular component: centrosome; gamma-tubulin ring complex; interphase microtubule organizing center. Gene Ontology annotation, biological process: microtubule nucleation by interphase microtubule organizing center; mitotic spindle assembly; gamma-tubulin complex localization. Bases 1 to 264 code for a protein of 87 amino acids. Lineage: Eukaryota; Fungi; Ascomycota; Eurotiomycetes; Eurotiales; Aspergillaceae. The record is from RefSeq and is a predicted model, not a curated record. The transcript has 3 exons.
AUGCCCUCCCAAGCCGACGACAAACGCCAGGCCGCCCGCGAAGUUAUUGACAUUCUUCACGAGAUUUCCACCCUUCUUAACACUAAUUUAGACCGCACGGAGCUGUCGCUUUGUGUGUCCUUGAUUGAGAAUGGGGUCAAUCCGGAUGCUCUCGCUGUUCUGGAAGCUGACGCUGUCUAUCAGGCGGUCAUUAAGGAUCUAAGAAAAGAAGCUGGUGCGUCGCGCGGGUUCGCGACUGAGCAGCAGCAGGGUUUGCCGGAGUGA